Messenger RNA from Astrephomene gubernaculifera, 1127 nucleotides. The record is from the annotation of a GenBank genome assembly. NCBI's taxonomy places the organism in Eukaryota, Viridiplantae, Chlorophyta, Chlorophyceae, Chlamydomonadales, Astrephomenaceae.
AUCGGCGUAGUCAUCUGCAGUUAUUGUAGCGCAAAAGGCCAGGAUGGCUACUUAUCCAAUUUUACGCAAGACAAGGCAACGUUAAGCGCAUCGACGAAGCAACUUCUUGGCAAAUGCGCGAUGGUGACAGGAAUUGCUAGGCCAAUACUGCCACAAGGCCAGAUGAUGCUUAAGCGUUUAGCCACACAAACUCAAUCGGCGGCUCUCCUGGGGAGAUUAGGCACGUCGUCGACAAGAGUGCAAGCAGUUAGAGGCGGUAAGGGCUUCGGUACAACGGCCAAACCCGUGCAGGAAACACCUAUAGUCACAAAGCUGGAAUGGACUAGCCCCCUGCAAAUCAUCAAGUACCCGGACCCCCGACUACGAGCCGUCAACGCACGGAUAGACGUCUUCGAUGACGCCCUGAUGCGAUUAGCCAAGGAAAUGAUUGGGGUCAUGUACCAGGACGAUGGAGUGGGGCUGGCCGCACCCCAGGUGGGCGUUAACGUGCGGCUGAUGGUGUUCAACCCGGCCGGCCGCAGCCGCCCCGGCAGCGAGACGGUGCUGGUGAACCCGGAGAUCGUGGAGCAGUCGGGCGGCCGGGAGCUCAGCGAGGAGGGCUGCCUGUCCUUCCCAGCCAUUUACGGAGAUGUGGAGCGCUCGCGGCAAAUUGUGGUCAAGGCGCAGGACGCUAUGGGGCAGCCCAUCAAGCUGCAGUUGAAUGACCCGUGGGUCGCUCGGAUCUUCCAACAUGAAUACGACCACCUGCAGGGUGUGCUGUUCCACGACCGCAUGAAGCCGGCGGUGCUGGAGAGCGUGCGGCCGGCGCUCGUGGCGCUGGAGGAGGCGUACCUGGCGGCGCACCCGGGGGCCAAGGUGGUGCGGGUGCCGCCGCCCAAGGUGAACAAGGGCUUUGGUGCUGCGAAGAAAUGAUUUGAAGCAGGGUUGCGGUUGUCUGGGAAGUAAGCCGGUAUGCGGUAAUAACGCAUGUGGUGAAGAAGCAGGAGGGUACGUUGGGUGGUUUUGCAGGGCUGGCUGCGCUGGCUAUCCUGUCAGGGCUUUGUUGAAUGCGGGUCUCUUGUGCCUGCUCCACGUGGAGGAAGCCGCCGGGGACGGUUGCGGGCUGUUAGCUGGUACGUGUUGUGGAG